AUGCGAUUCCCUUCAUACUCUUCUAUCAAGUCCCUCCCCACCGAUGCGGACUCCGAUGCCCUCUUGAAGAACGUUUUCCAUGGCUCGUCCAGCAUGUCUGAUUGUGCCACUGCUGUCACCUCGGCACUUGGUCUGAUGUUUUUCGACCCUCAAGGAAAGCUCACGGUCGUUACCAUCCCAAAAAAGGUUAUCCUUGACAAUGGAAUGUCGGCUGGUAUCUUUGCCUCCCUCCGAGACGACCUUGCCCAAGCGAUCCCCGUGACCAUUGACCCCGACGAACUCUCCAAACGGGUGAUUGGGGUGGGCAACAAUGGCCGCGCCGUCUUGUGCACAGACUUACCUGAAGACAUCGACUUCACAGUCGAAUCACCAACCUUCUGUGCUGUCUCGGUUUUCUGCCCUCUUGUUCCAGGUAGCAAGAUGCCACCGGAUCUGGACCUUACCCAAGACGUCACUGAAGAAGUUCUUCUAGUCCUUUCGCCUCACGAACGUCUAUGGGUCGAAGUUCAUGCCUUUCUCUUCAAGAAUACGAUGGGAAGAAGCCUUUUUGUCGACGAGACACUCGUCGGCCGGACUUCUAUCCCACUGGACCAGUUUAUUGUCAACGAGCAGCUAGCUGCAAUCUCCGAGAAUACUCUCUCCACAGCAUCUGGGUACAAGUUUUGCGACGCCCGGACCGGCUCUGAGUCCUUUUACAAGUACAUUGGGAGCUUCAACAGUAAGGUCGAUGCGCUCUCCCGUGCCCACACCGAUGUCUCUGCCGAACCAAGUGUUCCUACCGGGGCUGCCCAACCAAUCGACCACGCCAGUAUCAUCAAGGAGGCAAUUUUGGCAUCAAAGACCACGGCCACCAACGACGCGGCAAACAAAGCUCAAGAGCGAGUCCUACUGUCCUGGCGAAUACUCUUUGGCCAUUUCAUCACCCACCCGGAUGGGAGUGUUGAAUACGUACUGGCUGAUUGUUCGUCCGCUUGGAAGACCAUUUUGAAGGCCAAGCCCCAACUUGUGCUUCGUUUCUUCCACGAAGCCUUUGAGCAAUCCAUUGAAGGGCUCCAACCUACCCGCAAUGCUUACCAUGCUCUCUUUGACUGGGAUGUCCAUCGCAUCCAGGCAGCUGGGAUGGCGGCAAUCCAAGGAGCCAGCUUUACCACCAGAUCUCUGGUAAUGAACCCAUCCGAUGCACUGUCCUGCUUCAGUCUCCUUCAGUUCCUCCCUUCCGACAGGACCGACAAUGACUUGGCCUAG
This is a messenger RNA of Cylindrotheca closterium, 1245 nucleotides long. The record is from the annotation of a GenBank genome assembly. Lineage: Eukaryota; Bacillariophyta; Bacillariophyceae; Bacillariales; Bacillariaceae.